ACCCGAGGAGGAAGGGAUUAAGUUGAGAGGCAGUUCCAUUCCGGGAAGACGACGACUGUGUUAAAUAUCCCCGUUUCAAAGAACGGCUACGAAUAACGGGAACCGGCCCGAAACUCGGACAACCGUCCUCGUUGUUUGGUGAUUAACGCAUAUUAUCAUAUUUGAGACAUAGGGAUGAACUGAAAAUGAGUGUCAACCAGCAACCUCACGUGCCCCCCCCUUAUGGGCAGCCCCAGCCUGGUUACCAGGGUUACCCCCAGUCCGCGUACGGGAGUCAGCACGCGGCAGGCGGCUACCCGGCCCAGUACGCGCCUUACAAUGGGCCGGCAUCCGCCUACCAGCCAGGCCCCCCUCUGCAAGGUCCGCUGCGUGGCGCUCCGGGCUCGGGAGCGCCCCCUGUCUCGGCUGCGCAGGCGUUUUCACAGUACGGCCAGGGCGACGUGCAGAACGGACCCCCGCCUAUGUCUGCACCUGCGCAGAGGCCUCCCAUGUCUCAGCCUUACGCCCCCGGAGCAGUAAACCUCUCUGGGCCCCAGCCAGCUUACAACCAGCAGUUUGGAGCUCCACCAACAAGUGUGCAGCAAAUGACCAAUCAGAUGGCUGGCAUGCAGGUUGGGUCCGCCGCACCGACAUCUGCUGGCCCAGGCUACGCCCCGCCCUCAAUGUCUCAAGCUCCUGUUUCGGCCCCUCCCACCUUCACCCCUGCCUCCGCUGCCCCCUCCCAGCUCCCCUCAGGUCAGAGUGUGACCCAACCCCCUCCCCAAGGUUACUACGGGGCUCCACCCCCCUCACAGCAAUCUUUCCCCGCCUCUGCUCCGCCUUUCUCUAGCGCUGCUCCCACCCAGCCUUCUGUACCUCCUCAGCAGGUCUACUCCCAAGCACCUCCCCCAUCCCAGCCCCCCUUCUCAACAGCUCCUCCUCGAGGCCCCGCGCAAGGGUAUGGAGGUCCUCCUCCUCCAGCGCAGGCCGGCCCCCCCAGGGGUCCUCCACCCACCUCGCAGCCCGCUGUCUUCCCUGGAGCUCCACCACCAACCUCCACCAUGUCUCAGUACCCAGGUCCUAUCCCUCCCCACCCCCCAGUCUCCCAGCCCUCCGCCUUCCCAUCAGGCCCUCCACCCACUGCCGCCUCUGGCUUUCCACCACAGGGGGGCGCAGGUGGACCGCUCGCACAGGGACCCCCGCUGGCCUCUCAGGGCCCCCCCAUAUCCCAGGCAAACCACGUUGCCCAGGGGCCCCCGCCACCCCAUGGCAUGCCACCCGGCCCCCCCACCGCUGGAAUGGCAGGACCUCCGCCCCAGCCGGGCAUGCAGGGUUACCCCCCUCAGCAAAACGGAGCUUUUGGACCAAUGAGGGGCUCUCAGCCGGGUUAUUCAGGGCCGUAUCCCGGGCAACAGAACUUCGGGGCCCCGCCCUCUGCGCCAGCUCCAGCCCCACCUGGCCAGAAACGCCUGGAUCCCGACUCUAUCCCCAGUCCGCAAGUCUCUGACAUGCCACCCGUGCAGAAAACGCGACAUAGAAUAGACCCAGACGCUAUCCCCAGUCCAAUCCAGGUCAUUGAGGAUGAUAAGGCCAAUAAGGGCAGUGACCCCUUCGUCACAGGGGUCAGAGGUCAAGCUCCCCCACUUGUCACGACCAACUUUCAAGUCAAAGAUCAAGGUAACGCCAGUCCUCGUUUUAUCCGCUGCACGGCGUACAACAUGCCCUGUACCUCAGACAUGGCCAAGCAGUCGCAGGUUCCUCUGGCCGCAGUCAUCAAGCCUUUAGCCACGCUGCCUCCAGACGAGGCCCCUCCGUACAUAGUGGACCACGGAGAAAGCGGACCGAUCCGUUGUAACCGCUGUAAGGCCUACAUGUGUCCGUACAUGCAGUUCAUUGAGGGAGGACGUCGCUUUCAGUGCGGCUUCUGCAGCUGCGUUACAGAGGUGCCUCCACAUUACUUCCAGCAUCUGGACCACACAGGGAAGCGUGUGGACUGCUACGACCGCCCGGAGCUCUCACUGGGCAGCUACGAGUUCCUGGCCACGGUCGAUUACUGUAAGAACAACAAGCCCCCCCAGCCUCCAGCCUUCAUCUUCCUCAUCGAUGUGUCAUACAACGCAGUGAAGAACGGCAUGGUGGGAAUCGUCUGUCAGGAGCUUAAGACCCUGCUUGACUACCUGCCCAGGGAGAAUCCGGAUGCAGAGUCAAACGUGCGCGUAGGUUUUGUCACCUACAAUAAGGUGUUGCAUUUCUAUAACGUGAAGGGCUCUCUGGGCCAGCCACAGAUGAUGGUGGUGUCGGAUGUGGCCGACAUGUUCGUCCCUCUGCUGGACGGCUUUCUUGUCAACGUCUCAGAAUCCAGAGUGGUCAUCGAAAGUUUGCUGGACCAGAUCCCUGAGAUGUUUGCAGACACACGGGAGACAGAGACUGUGUUUGGGCCAGUGAUCCAGGCAGGACUGGAGGCACUGAAGGCGGCUGAUUGUGCAGGAAAGCUGUUUGUUUUCCACUCCUCUCUGCCUAUCGCUGAGGCACCGGGAAAACUGAAGAAUCGUGAGGAUAAGAAGCUGGUUGGCACAGACAAAGAGAAGUCCUUGUUCCAGCCUCAGGUGAGUUUCUAUAAUAACCUGGCCAAGGAGUGUGUGGCCCAGGGCUGCUGUGUGGAUCUCUUCCUUUUCCCAAACCAGUACGUCGACGUGGCAACGUUAGGGGUCGUCCCCACCUCCACUGGAGGAUCCAUCUACAAAUACACCUAUUUCCAGGCCCAGGCGGAUCAGGAGCGGUUCUUGAAAGACCUGCGGCGAGAUGUUGAGAAGCAGGUGGGCUUUGACGCGGUGAUGAGGGUACGGACCAGCACAGGGAUCCGGGCGACAGACUUCUUUGGUUCCUUCUACAUGAGUAACACCACAGAUGUGGAGCUGGCAGGACUGGACUGUGACAAAACCAUCACAGUGGAGUUUAAACAUGACGACAAACUUAGUGAGGAGACUGGAGCCCUCAUGCAGUGUGCGGUGCUGUAUACCAGCUGCAGUGGUCAGAGGCGUCUGAGGAUCCAUAACAUGGCAGUGAACUGCUGUGCACAGCUGGCUGACCUGUACCGCAACUGUGAGACAGACACCAUCAUCAACUUCCUGGCCAAGUCUGCAUACCGGAGCGUGCUCAGUAAUCCCACGAAGACGGUGAGGGACAGUCUGGUGAAUCAGUGUGCCCAGAUCCUGGCCUGCUACCGUAAGAACUGUGCCAGUCCCUCCUCUGCCGGACAGCUGAUCCUGCCGGAGUGCAUGAAGCUGUUGCCGGUCUAUCUGAAUUGCGUUCUGAAGAGUGAUGUGUUACUCCCUGGGGCUGACGUGUCUCUGGAUGACCGCGCCUACCUGAGACAGCUGCUCAGCGCCAUGGAUGUGGCAGAAAGUCAUGUGUUCUUCUACCCACGACUCAUUCCACUGCAGAAGUUGGAUGUGGAGGGUGACGGUCUACCUGUGGCAGUGCGUGACUCUGAGGAGAGGUUGUCUAAGGGAGGUGUGUACCUGCUGGAGACUGGACUCAACCUCUUCCUGUGGGUCGGAGCCAACGCCCAGCAGGAGCUGCUCCAGAACAUCUUCGGCACGCCGGCCUUCAGCCAGAUAGAUCCAAACAUGACGGUGUUGCCGGUGUUGGAUAACCCAUUCUCUAAGAGACUACGGGAGAUCAUCCAGUCUUUCAGGGCACAGCGCUCACGAUACAUGAAGCUGAUGGUGGUGAAGCAGGAGGACAGGCUGGAGCUGAUCUUUAAACACUUCCUGGUGGAGGAUAAGAACAGCUGUGGAGGAGCGUCGUACGUGGACUUCCUGUGUCACAUGCAUAAGGAGAUCAGACAGCUCCUCAGUUAG
Messenger RNA from Chanos chanos (milkfish), 3842 nucleotides. It is a transcript of the gene sec24c, whose product is annotated as SEC24 homolog C, COPII coat complex component. Gene Ontology annotation, biological process: intracellular protein transport; endoplasmic reticulum to Golgi vesicle-mediated transport; COPII-coated vesicle cargo loading. Gene Ontology annotation, molecular function: SNARE binding; zinc ion binding. Gene Ontology annotation, cellular component: COPII vesicle coat; endoplasmic reticulum exit site. Bases 186 to 3842 code for a protein of 1218 amino acids. The record is from RefSeq and is a predicted model, not a curated record. Lineage: Eukaryota; Metazoa; Chordata; Actinopteri; Gonorynchiformes; Chanidae. The transcript has 24 exons.